Messenger RNA from Oncorhynchus tshawytscha (Chinook salmon), 2467 nucleotides. Its product is annotated as sodium- and chloride-dependent glycine transporter 2-like. Lineage: Eukaryota; Metazoa; Chordata; Actinopteri; Salmoniformes; Salmonidae. Gene Ontology annotation, cellular component: membrane. The transcript is spliced from 15 exons. The record is from RefSeq and is a predicted model, not a curated record. Gene Ontology annotation, molecular function: glycine:sodium symporter activity. The coding region runs from base 9 to 2333 and encodes 774 amino acids. Gene Ontology annotation, biological process: sodium ion transmembrane transport; glycine import across plasma membrane; synaptic transmission, glycinergic.
AGAGAGAGAUGACCAAACAGCCGGCCAAUGCUCCUACCGGUUUUAAACCGUUGCACCAGCCGGAGGGAGCGGUGGGAGUUUCAGCAAACAAACCGUACAAUGCCCUUAACCAAACGUCCGCCGCUUACCCGGCCCCUCAGCCAGCACCGUCCAACGAGAGCAAAACUUUCUGUCCCACGGAAAAUAAACCGGGAGAAGUCAGUAAAGUCUAUGGAACAUUUAAAAAUGCCGCUCCGGCGGUGCCUGGAUCCGUGGCUGCGAACUCGGCCUUACGUAAGGAUUCCACCAGCUCAGUUGGUGGUUCUGCUGCCCGGGUUGUCCCUGUCCAGUGCGGGGACCCGCUUAGAGCUACCGGGGAUCAAAACAAUGCGUCGGGCAACUGGACCACCAUGAGUCAGACCACCAUCAUUCUGGGCGCAGAUGGCAACACGUCUGUUCAGCCCGGCGCCGUGACGGGGGUAAGUUCCCAGGAGGACGAGAGUGGAGAUGAGAAUAAGGCCAGGGGAAACUGGACUAAUAAAUUGGAUUUCAUCCUGUCCAUGGUUGGUUAUGCCGUGGGACUGGGAAACGUGUGGAGGUUUCCAUACCUUGCCUUCCAAAAUGGUGGAGGUGCUUUUUUGAUCCCCUACCUGAUAAUGUUGUGCCUCGCCGGGAUCCCUAUCUUUUUAUUGGAGGUUUCCCUGGGUCAGUUUGCCAGCCAGGGCCCCGUGUCCGUGUGGAAAGCCAUCCCGGCUCUGCAAGGUUGCGGGAUUGCCAUGUUGAUAAUAUCUGUCUUGAUAGCCAUAUACUAUAACAUUAUUAUGUGCUGGACACUGUACUACCUGUUCGCUUCGUUGAAGGGCUCACUGCCAUGGGCUAACUGUAAGAACGAGUGGAACACGUUGGACUGUAAGGACAAAGACAUGCUUCUCUUAGACACGUGCAUCCUCCAUGAUAAAAACAUUACCUCUGUAAAGAACAGCUCGUUCUGCCUGUCGGCUCAAGCCAUUGGAAACCUGACCAAACUGGUUAACAUGACCUAUCCGGAUAACAAAACUUACGUCAGCCCCAGCGAGGAGUACUUCAAGUAUAAUGUCUUGCACAUCUCCAAAGGGAUAGAGUACCCUGGAGACAUCCGCUGGCCUCUCGCAGGCUGCUUGUUGCUGGCCUGGUUGAUAGUCUACCUCUCCCUGGCCAAAGGAAUCAAGUCAUCAGGGAAAGUGGUGUAUUUCACAGCUACGUUCCCCUAUGUGGUUCUGGUCAUUCUGUUGUUCAGAGGAGUGACCCUCCCAGGGGCUGGUGACGGCAUCCUCUACUUCAUCACACCCAAGUGGGAGAAACUCAAUGAUGCUAAGGUGUGGAAGGAUGCUGCCACCCAGAUCUUCUUCUCUCUGUCAGCAGCCUGGGGAGGCCUCAUCACACUGUCUUCUUACAACAAGUUCCACAACAACUGCUACAGGGACACCAUCAUCGUGUGCAUAGUUAACAGUGCCACCAGUAUAUUCGCUGGGUUCGUCAUCUUCUCCGUCAUUGGAUUCAUGGCCCAUGAACUGAAAGUGCCCAUUGAGAAGGUGGCAGAUGAAGGUCCAGGCAUAGCAUUUGUGGUGUACCCGGAGGCUCUGACCAGACUUCCACUCUCUCCGUUCUGGGCCAUCAUAUUCUUCCUCAUGCUGCUGACCCUCGGCUUGGAUACCAUGUUUGCCACCAUUGAGACCAUAGUGACGUCGGUGUCAGAUGAGUUCCCCCAGUAUCUGAGAAAGAACAAGCCUCUGUUCACGCUCAUCUGCUGUGCCUGUUUCUUCUUCCUGGGAUUCCCUAUGGUCACAGAGAAUGGGAUGUACAUGCUCCAGUUGGUGGACACGUAUGCUGCCUCUUACUCUCUGGUCAUCAUUGCCAUCUGUGAGCUAAUCGGAAUCUCCUACUUCUAUGGCCUGCAGAGGUUCUGCGAGGACAUUGAAAUGAUGAUUGGCUUCCAACCAAACCGCUUCUGGAGAAUCUGCUGGGCCUUUGUGACUCCAACCAUUCUGACUGGUAUCCUGGGGCUGAGUCUGUACCAGUGGAAGGUGAUGACCUAUGAGGACUACACCUACCCCCCCUGGUCCAUGGUGAUGGGCUGGCUGAUGGUGGUGUGUUCUGUCAUCUGGAUCCCAAUCAUGUUUGUCAUCAAAAUGUACUUGGCCCCAGGCAGCUUCAUGGAGCGUCUGAAGCUGGUGUGCUCCCCUCAGCCCGACUGGGGUCCCUUCCUGGCAAAGCACAGAGGGGAGCGCUACAAGAACAUGAUGGAUCCCCAUGGAUCCAACUCCCUGGGCCUCAAACUGCCCCCAAAAGAUUUCCAGCUGGGCACCUACCAGUAGCAGCCUCCACUACUACCACCACCACCACCACAUUAGCAGGGGCACCGGGGGAGAGAGAGAGCAGCAGCCUACCACUGCCCUCUCCUCCACCUAUUCCUUCUCUUUUUCCUAUUCUCCACUUCACUUCAUCUCUC